This is a messenger RNA of Klebsormidium nitens, 2306 nucleotides long. Lineage: Eukaryota; Viridiplantae; Streptophyta; Klebsormidiophyceae; Klebsormidiales; Klebsormidiaceae. The record is from the annotation of a GenBank genome assembly.
AGCCGGCGGUGGCGGCCGGAGGGGAGGAGCAGGGGGGUGCUCGCGGCGGGCCCAGCGGUGUGAGCCCCCCUGUCUCAGGCACCAGGCAGCCGGCAGUGGCGGCUGGAGGGGAGGAGCAGGGGGGUGCUCGCGGCGGGCCCAGCCGUGUGAGCCCCCCUGCGUCAGGCACGGAUGCUGCGGGGUUGGCGGUGGCAGCAGGUGCAGGCCCUGUGAAGGGGUUGGAGCAGGAUGGGUGGACGGUGGGAAGUCAGCUGGGAGAGGCUGACCGAGCGCAGGUGGCGGCGAUAGUGGAGAAAAACAGGGACGUGUUUGCGUUUGGGUUGGGGGAGAUCGGGGAGUUUAAAUUGUUCGAGGUAGAGCUGAAGCUCAAGUCGGAGCAGCCCAUCUUUGAGCGCAGGCGGAGGCACAACGCAAGGGAGUGGGAGCUGGUUGACGAGAGGUGUCGGGAAUUAGAGGAGGCGGGGAUAAUCGAGGAGUGUGAUAGUGACUUCGCGGCCAAUUCGGUGAUGGCGGCUAAAAAGGACCCUGAGGGGAACUGGAAGCUGGCGCGGUUCUGCACGGACCUGCGCGCCAUCAACGAGCAGACGGCCCAGGACAGAUAUCCCAUGCCCUUGCCAGAGGAGGUACUGGAAGGGUUGGGGCACGCGAAGUUCUACUCCACGAUUGACAUCCGGGGGGCGUUCCAUCAGCUAGUGGUCAAGAAGGAGGACCGGAGGAAAUUGGCCUUUUGGUCAAGUUCCAAGCUCUACUGCUGGAAGCGCUGUCCCUUUGGCGCCAGGAACGCCAGCGCCUGGUUCCAGAGGGCGAUCGACCGCACGCUUCGGGGGCUGGAGUCGUUUGCCCGGAGCUUUGUGGAUGACCUGCUGGUGGCAGGGGGGGAAACGGUCGAGGAGUACAUGGGGUUGGUGCAGCGCGUGUUUGACCGGCUGCGGGAGGUGGGGCUUAAAUGCCACCCGGAAAAGUGCUGCUUCGCUGCUGAUUCAGUGGAGUAUCUGGGGAUGUGGUUGCGGCCAGGGAUUGUCUCCCCUCAGGUUGCUAAGGUGGCGGCGAUUGCGGCGCUCCCGCGCCCCACGGACGUCACGUCUGUCAGGGCCUUCUCCGGGGUGGUGAACUACUACCGCCAGUUUAUUCUUGAGUGCAGCCGGCUGCAGGCGCCCCUCAAUGCACUGACCAAGAAGGGGGCAUUGUGGGAGUGGGGCGAGGCCCAGGAGGGAGCCUUUCAGGCGCUCAAGGAGGCGCUCCAAGGGGACCCUGUGUUGGUGCUGCCCAAGCGGGGCAGGCCUUUCCGCGUGCGCUGCGAUUGGAGCAAGAAGGGCGUUGGAGGGGUGCUGCUGCAGGAGGAUGACAAGGGGGUGGAACGGGUUGUUGCGUACGGCAGCCGGAGUUGCAAUGGGGCAGAGUCAAGGUACAGCAGCUUCGAGGGGGAGCUGCUGGCGGCAGUCUAUUUCGUACGACUGUGGCGCCAGUACCUGUACGGCGAGCGGUUCACGCUUGAGAGCGAUCACCAGCCGCUCAAGUGGAUCCUCACUAACAGCAAGCUGACACGCAAGAUGGCCAGGUGGGCCUUGAUGCUCAGUGAGUUCAGCUUCGAAGUUGUCCACAAGCCGGGGGUGGACAAUGAAAUGGAUUGCCUUAGUCGUUUCCCUCAAGAGAGCACGGACGACUGCACGGGGGUGCGCCAGGAGGGGGAGUUGGGGGACCAGUUCGUGUGGCCGGCAGCCUUGUGUUUAGCGUGGGCUCCCCUGACAAAGGGGGCGCGGUUUGCAGUGAGGGGACAGGGCGCAGCAUCGGUGGCUGCGGCGGCAACGCCAGGAGGCGCGCGGCAGGGGCAUGCAGAACGAGGGGAGCAGUGCAGGGGGGCGCAGGUGAGGCGCCAGGCAGCGCCAGCAGGUGCGCGCCAGGAGAGCGCAGAGGCGCCAGUGUCUGGUGCCUCGCAGGGCAGCUGUGGGCCUGGGGAGCAGGCAAGAACAUGUGAUGGAGGAGUGCGCAGAGGAGGGGCAGGCGCUGGCGGGGCGCCAGAAGGGAGGACGCACGCUGGAGGGGUGCGCGCUGUGGCGGUGGGACGCACAAAGCGCGCGCAGACAAGCGCGGCGGGGCGCGCAGAACAGGGCGCUGGAGGGGCAAGAGCCGGUGGGGAGCGCGCUGAGGCUGCAGGACACUGUGGGGCGCGCACUGAGGCUGCAGGACGCCGCGGUGGCGACUCAAGGGGGAGUCUGGUGUCUGAUCGGCGGGUGACAGCUGACGCAGCACUUGAGGCUGAGUGGGGAGGUCCCCACCCCGGGGGUGCAGGCGCAGGCAGCAGCUGA